AUGAGCGAAGACGUGGCAACAGUUUUAUGUCAGGAGCUAUGCAUCCAACGAAAAUACAUAGAGAUCACAGACAGUUCGGAAGGUUGCAUUCUGGCGGUGGCUUUGAUUGAAGAUACUAAGUCUGUGAAUCCCAAAUUAAAUGGUACGGUUAUAUCUGGCACUCCUGUUGUAUUGCCACCUGUAAAACAAUAUCCAAGGAAGAAGGUUUAUAUUCAAGUAAUCUCAAAGCAAUAUUGGGAUAAACAUGGAAUUGAUGAGUGGUCGAGUGAAAAGUUACAAUCAUCCAUAAAUGAAGUAGAAUCAGGUUUUCUGUCUACAAUGGUUUCCGUAGCUCAACAAAACUACAAUAGAAUGUGGACUGAAACACAGAGAAAAUAUCUUCAUUUGAGUCGGAAAUAUGAGGGAGAUCAUCAAAAGGUAAUUGUGUGGACCAUGUGGCAGAAGAACUCAGUGGGUGAUUUGAAGUGUAUUGUUGAGAAGAUAUACGGUUGUAAAGUCAUUCCCCUGAGGUUGUUGGACACCACUCAUGCAAUGAAAAACACCCAUCCUAAUAUACUGAAUGUAUUAACUAUCAUGGAAUCGCAACGCUACUUUUACAUCGUACAUCCAUAUUCUGAAUAUUCUGUGCACGAUUUGGUGACUUUUAGUCCCUCUAUAAUUUCCAAAUCACAUGCAAAACCGUUGUUUAUCAUUUAUCAAAUAAUACAUAUAAUGCUACACUGUCAUCGUCAAGGAGUGGCGUUGGGAGACGUCAGAUUAAAGGACUUCAUGAUGAAUGAGAAAUUGUGGGUGCAGUUGACAGGGCCAAGGUGGAGACAGGUUCAGAAUAGUGUUGGAGUUGCAUCAAAUAAAAAUGUUAAUACAGGAAAUGAUCAUAAUGACUUACCGGGACUGGUGCAGCAAUGGGUACAAGGAAAGAUCACCAGUUACAAAUAUUUAAUGGUAUUAAAUUCGCUAUCAGGAAGACGAACUGGAAAUCCAAACUAUCAUCCCAUACUGCCAUGGGUCACAGACUUUGUUUCGCAGAGCGGGAAUUAUCGCGAUUUGACAAAAACAAAGUUUCGACUCAAUAAGGGGGAGCACCAAUUAAACUUUAUGUACAGUGCCAGUUCACAAAGUGUGCCACAUCACUUUUCUGAUUUACUGUCUGAUAUCACCUACCAUGUGUAUUUCGCUCGAAAGACUGAGAAAUCUACUCUAUGUAAAUAUGUACGGUCGUCUUGGGUUCCCAAUGAAUAUCCAUCCAGCAUACAAAGAAUUCAGGAAUGGUCCCCGGAGGAAUGUAUUCCUGAGUUCUAUAAUGAUCCCAGUAUAUUCAAAUCUAUUCAUAAUGACAUGUCAGACCUUCAGGUUCCACCGUGGUGUGGGUCCGUGGAUGAAUUCUUGGUGAAACAUCAAGAGUUGUUGGAAAGCAAUCAUGUAUCAAGUCAAUUACAUCAUUGGAUCGAUUUAACAUUUGGAUACAAGUUGAGUGGCAGCGCUGCAGUGAAUGCCAAGAACGUUUGUUUACAAUUGGUGGACCAACAUAUGUAUCCACUGAAUCAUGGCGUUGUACAGUUAUUUGACAAGCCACACCCACAGAGACUAUCCUCGUCUGAAUACGCUGGGUCUCUCAAAGCUCCUGCCAUUAUGAGACCUAUACGCAAUCAAACAUUAAAUCUGAAAUCUUACGCGAAUCAGAAACAAGUGGUUCCAGGGACAGAAGAAACAGAAAUUCUUGAUACAGAUACUGUUGUACCAACAUGGCAUGAUGAUCUGGAUACCACACCCACACAGUUUGAUAGUGAACAAGAAACCAUUGCGACAAGUAAGGACAUGGAGGGCUUGGCAGAUUUGAGUAGCUCGUUGGAAUCCGAUUCGUUUUCACAGAGGAACCCUAUUAAGAGAUUGUCCUUUUUCAGUAGCCGAGGUCGUGGUGACACUGUUGUUGACUCUUCUCCGCUCCGACCUGAACAACAGACCAUAACAUUGCCUGAAGGGUAUGAUCCGUUACAGCAACUAAAUCAACUAGAAAUGUUGUAUAAUUUUUGUUCUACUAACAUGAAGAUGUUACCUAAGCAACCAGACAAAGAGUAUGUUGCUGUUGACCAGUCUGCUGAGUUGAUUGCCAGAGAUAUGCAGACAUUAGGCUGUUUGAUCGUUGAAUUUGUACAAGCCAAUAAACUAAGAAUGCUGAAUCCGCAAGCAGGUUUACAAGAACGAUACAACAUUAUUCGCAAAGAAUGUCAAUCAAGUAUUCAGAAUUUACCAAGACCAGUGCAAUAUAGUAUUGAAGUACUACUACAACUUAAUAAUACUGCCAACAAUGACAGCUUGCCACCGCCUUCUCCAUCACAGUUACUCAAUCCUUACACCAGUAUCUUCCCGUUUCCCAAAUAUUUCGCGAUGCUCUACGAAUUCCUCUCAAAAAUGCAUCAACCGAUGGAAGACCCAUUGCUGAAAGUACACCUGGCAUUGCAGUACAUACCCAAACUGUUUGUCAAGAUGAACCAGGAGGGUAAAGAAUUGCUGCUUCCGUACAUCACCGCUCUGUUUAGAGAUAAAGACAUUGCUCUACUUACAGUGCUGCAUUUGUUUAAUAAAGUGUCACGUUGUUUAGGUCCAUCUAUGACAGUUGAGCAUCUCUUACCAGUGAUUAAAGACUUAUACAAUAUCGAUAACUAUUCAUCCCCUAUACACUUACGACUGUAUCACCGCAGUUUUCUAUCUCAGUUACUUGCUAGAAUGGGACUCAGGGUAUUUCUUAACCACAUCCUGGAUUUUCUUGUUGAGGCUGUGGCAGGACGGAAAGUGUGCCCAACAUUUGUUGAAGCUGAGAAAACACAUGAGAUGACAGCGAUUCACCGUAGCAUUUCCGUAGGAGAGGAUGCAUUGAAAAAUCUGGAGAAUGAGGCCUUAAAAGAUGAUGAUGGUGAAAUUGAUGACAGUGAUGAUGUGUACACUGAUAAGAGACAAAGUGAUAGCUGUAGUCUGGAUCAAAGUUUCGGUAAGGAAGAUGAAGAAGCCAAAGAAGAUGGAACCAGUUGUGUAGACAGAAUGUUUUCAUUUCGUGAUGCUAAUGAAAGGAGAGGCUCUGAUGAUGUGAUGGGGCAGAACAGUUGUGAUGUGGACAAAAUAAGUUUAGACAAAUCUAGCCUUCAUAGUAUCGGAACUGAUUCAAGUGAAAUCAAGUCACAAGAAGUUGGUUACCAUAGCAACAGUAGUGACGACAUCAAUGAUGAAGAUGGUAAAGAAGACCUCGUCGCUAAUGAUGGUAAUGAAGAAGUAAAGCCUAAAAUUGAUGAAAAGAUAGAAUCAUCAACGGCAACUCCUGACAACAAAAUGAAUAUUUCAGCACUUGAGAAGCACAGCAUCAGUCUCGUCAGUGGGCUGGGAAUAGUGGAAGUUGCUAUGGAUAGCAUAUGGUGGAUAUCUCAAAAACUUGGACCAAUAUUAACUGCAAAAUAUUUAUCCAGACAACUACUACGAGUACUUACUCUAUGUUAUAUGGGUCCAGGACAACUUAUAGCCAUCAAAGACAAUGGUAAGGCAAAAGAUGGUGAAAUAUACAAUUGUAUUGCUGUGUAUGGAGACACAACUACCUUGCCUGUCUUACAAUGCCUUGCUGAUAUUGCAAUUAACUAUGGCCAGUCAUUUAUAUUAAACCAAUAUAUUUCAUUCAUUAAACAAAUUGUUCUAUCUGCGAAAUCUAAGGUCAAUACUAAAGUGGAAGCUGGACUCAUAGCCUCAAUGGUGUUAUUGAAAUAUAUGCUGGUUUAUUUAUCAGACUCUAUAUUAAUGAAUUGUCUUAAGAGUUUUUCUCAGAAUAUACUGCAACCUGUAAUAUGUAUACUGUCGUCGCUCUGUAUAAGUUUUCCUGGUGGCGGUCAUGCAAGGUCGAUAUUAUGUUACAAACUAGUCGAUGUGAUAACUGUGAUAGCUGUACGCAUAGGACGAGAGAUGGCUCGAGAAAACAUGACCGCAUUACUCCAGCAAUUUUUCUGUUGUUUUGAUAUUGUACACUGCCUCGAUAAAGAUCAAACGGGAAGUCCGUCAGUCCGAGAAGAUAAGGCCCUGUUCAGAGCGGAGUCAGAAAAACAGUCAAGUGUCGUGAGUAGCGUUGAGAGCAAUGACAGCAUGUAUUGCGAAAUACACAUGGAUAAUACAACAAAUACAUAUACCAUUGGUAUUCCAGUCAGACUAAAAGAUAUGAAAGGAGACGAUGAUCAGUUUGCAAGUACACCCAGAGGAGAUUUCUUUGAAGGCAUGGAAUCAGGAAUUGCCAGUGAGUCAGUCCGUGAUGAAUUGCAGCAUGUGUUUACAGAACAAAUGGCUUAUUCAAUAUACAUACCACUGUGUAGAUUGGUUGGCAGUAUACAUAUGGAGCACAUUUUGUACAAUCACGAUCUUAUAUGGAAAUUAUCGAGUUCUUAUGAAGUUUCCAUGGCAGCACAAAUCAGUCAAAAUCAAGACAACUUGACAGACAGUCAAAGAACCUUAGAAGCAGAGCAGGGUGAUUCAGAUGGAGAGUCCUCUGAAGACAUUGUCAGCGGUCAGUUUGGUAGUAAUGUGGCAAUGGUUGGUAAUAGAAUACAAAUAUCAUCAUUACAACAUGAACAGUAUACUAAGCAUCAGGUUGCUGCAACUCCCAUGGAAGACAGCAUCAAAACUAAAUGUGAUGACUUAGGAAAAAGUGAACGAACCCUGCGUGGCAACUGGCUGAGUUAUUGGGAACAUUGUCUGGGUACAAGUGAGAGAGCAAGGGAUUUUAAUAUUCAUCAGAUUAAACUGUCUACCUACUGUGGUCAUACCAGUUCAGUCCGAUCAUUAUGUGUCUUAGACAAUGAAACAUCUUUCAUGAGCUCCAGUAAAGAUAAAACAGUAAAGUUAUGGUCAUUACGUAACCGUGGUGAUGGGUCCAGUCGAAUGUCAUGCCAGUGGACAUACAAUUCACAUAAGAAGUCUGUAUUUAAUGUGACGUUCUUGGAAUCUAUGCGGUUGUGUGCUUCAUGCGACAGUAACGUUCAUAUCUGGGAUCCUUUCACUGGUAGUCGUGUAUUUCAGUUCAAUAUGUCACGGAAUCCAGUCAGUGUCAUUACGCCGAUAUCAGCUCCAUCUACAUCACUAUUAGCCGCCACUGUGGACACCACACUUUGUGUGUUAGAUAUUAGAAGUGGGAAAUAUCAGCAGGAAUUGAAAGUCACGUCAGGGUCAUCAGGCCUUGUUCGCUGUUUGUCCGUUAGCAACAGUGGUAAUGUUGUAGCUGUUGGGUUUUCGUCUGGUAUUCUCUCAUUGGUUGAUAUCAGGACUGGUUUAUUACUUGGCGGCUGGAAAGCACAUGAAGCAGAAAUAUUACAGGUAAAAAAUAUUGGGAACAGUCAUUUUGUCACUUCCUCAAUUGAUCACCAUCUAACUGUUUGGGGAGAAGAUGGAACUGAAAGAGCAAUAUUACGAGGCAUAAAUGAGCCAGUUCAUAGUAUUUCUGUUUAUGAAGACCAGAUCAUAUCAGCUACCACAGCAAAUAAAUUGGCUGUACAUUCUAAUGUGAGCGGGGGAGCACAGUUAAGCUAUUGCAACAAACUCCACUCAGAGGGAUUUAAAGGUGUCUUGGUGUGCAUGAAUACUCUACCAAUGAAUAGACUUUUGCUACUUGGAUCAGAUAAUGGCAAUAUAUAUCUUCUAGCAUAAGAAUAUCUUGUAAUGAAAUGCUACACUUGAGAAGGUGGGCCAAAGAAGAAAUGUUUCAAAGGCACA
Messenger RNA from Saccoglossus kowalevskii, 5733 nucleotides. Its product is annotated as WD repeat-containing protein 81-like. Gene Ontology annotation, molecular function: phosphatidylinositol 3-kinase regulator activity; protein binding. Gene Ontology annotation, biological process: aggrephagy. Gene Ontology annotation, cellular component: mitochondrion. The record is from RefSeq and is a predicted model, not a curated record. Lineage: Eukaryota; Metazoa; Hemichordata; Enteropneusta; Harrimaniidae.